AUGAAAGCGUUACUGAGUCUCACUUUUGCUGCACUGGCUCUUGCCAGUUCUAAUUCCUCAUGUCGUUGCAGACCCCAUGAGCCCUGUUGGCCCUCUCCACAAGAGUGGAAUGCCCUUAACAGCUCUGUUAAUGGUAAUCUGUUCGCCGUUCGGCCGGUGGCCGCCCCCUGCCAUGAAGGAGACUCCGAAGCCUGCGACUUUGUCAGCAAGCAAUGGUAUAAUUCCACCUGGCGAGCCGCGCAGCCUGGCGCAGUCCAGUGGGAAAACUGGGACUCGUGGUUGGAGCAUAACCAGACCUGCUCUAUCAUAAAUCCUCGGGGCCCUUGCGGUCAGGGGAGGGUCUCUUUAUACUCUGUUGUGGCCGAGAAAGCAUCUCAUAUCCAAGAAGCUGUUCGGUUCGCCAAAAGACACAAUCUUCGCCUUGCGAUCAAGAACUCUGGGCAUGACUUCCUUGGUCGCUCGACGGCGCCGGAGUCACUCCAGAUCCUUACCAACGGAAUGAAGGAUAUUCACUUCAGUGAGAACUUCAGACCGAGUGGUGCUCCAAGGAAUAUUUCAGAGGGUUCUGCCAUCACCAUUGGGGCUGGUGUCAGUUUACAGGAGCUAUAUCCUGCUGCUGGAAAGAAAGGCAAGACAGUGGUUGCUGGUCUUUCACACACUGUUGGUGCUGCCGGUGGGUAUAUCCAGGGAGGAGGGCACUCUUUCUUGGGGCCCUGGAAGGGCAUGUCCACUGAUAAUGUACUCGAAUACACUGUCGUGACUGCUGAUGGCCACCUGGUUUUCGCGAACAACUAUCGGAACACUGACCUCUUCUGGGCUCUUCGCGGCGGAGGAGGGGGCACCUUUGGUGUAGUGGUGACAGUGACCCUGCGCACGUUUGACGAGGUCCCAGUUGUCUUUGGCAAUCUCAAUGUCAGUACCGUGGCCGGUGAUCCCAAUUUCUGGCAGGUGAUGACGGAUUUCCAUGCCGCUUUACCAGCCAUGAAUGACCACGCGGGGGGCUACUAUUGGAUGACUCCCAACAUGCCAGUGGACAAGACACUGAAUGUCUCGUCGUUGUCAAUCAUACUCAUGGCUGCGAAUCAAACCAGCACAGCAAUGAUGGAUCGUCUCUAUGCGCCUUUCAGAUCAAAGCUGAAUGCAACGUCCGGUGUCUUUACGCAAUACAAGUCGCUGGCCUUUCCCAACAUCCAUACUCUUCUCUCAGACCUCCUCCUUCCCGGAGGGGAAGACCCAACUGGUCAUAACACUAUCCUAGGAUCAAGGCUAUUCUCUCGCGAUCUGCUUGUUUCGCGCGACGGCCCAAAGAAACUUAUCUCCGCUCUACAGAAGAUCAAGUUCGAUCCCGGACAAGGUAUCACCGGCCACAUCGUCGCAGGAGGCCUCGUCGCCAAGAACGGACGGACUAUCGACAGCGCUUUGAAUCCGGCCUGGAGAAAAGCAGCUACCCAUAUCGAUUUUGCUCGCGCCUGGCCGCCGUCUGCCACCCUCACACAACGGGAUGCUAUUAUUCGUCGUCUGACUGAUGUUGAAAUGCCAAUUCUCAAGGCUGUUGAGGGAAAGAAGAUGGGGUCCUAUAUGAACGAGGCAAAUGCCUAUGAGCCAGAUUUCCAGACUGAGUUCUGGGGAAGCAACUAUCCGCGUCUGUACCGCAUCAAGCAGAAAUGGGAUCCCGCUGGUCUUUUCAUUGCUCGGAAGGGAGUGGGAAGUGAGGAUUGGGAUGAUGCUGGACUUUGCCGGGUUCACAGGAAUUAG
Molecule: messenger RNA, 1755 nt
Organism: Aspergillus fischeri NRRL 181
Lineage: Eukaryota; Fungi; Ascomycota; Eurotiomycetes; Eurotiales; Aspergillaceae
Product: FAD-dependent oxidoreductase
Exons: 2
Coding region: 1-1755 (584 amino acids)
Molecular function (GO): oxidoreductase activity; FAD binding
Source: RefSeq, a predicted model, not a curated record